Lactuca saligna is the source of this 1261-nucleotide messenger RNA. The record is from the annotation of a GenBank genome assembly. Lineage: Eukaryota; Viridiplantae; Streptophyta; Magnoliopsida; Asterales; Asteraceae.
AUGUGGGAGAAAUCAAGAAACAAUUCCAUUUCUGUUGGGGAUCCAACUGAAAACCGUAAAAGAAAACAUGAUUCAACCGAACCAUUAAACCAAACCGAAGUACAAAAACGACCAAAGCGUGACGUGAGACGUCCCUCUUCAUUGCAUGAUUUUUACGUAGAGCCUUCCCGAAAACUAACCCGUAAACGCAAACCCCCUAAAAUUAGAAAAAGUGGAGUUUGCAAGAUCAAUGCAAGUGGUAAUAACUUCAAUGAAGAUAUAUGCGACGUAUGUGGUGGUGGUGAUGGUGAACUAGUUGGUUGCCAUGGUUGCGCUGCAAGAUUCCAUUUGAGUUGCCUUCAAAUCCAAAAUUUACCUUCCGAACUAUGGUACUGUAUCUACUGUUCUUGCAAAUUUUGUGGAGAUGGGGCACACAUUUGCUGGAAUUGUGAUUGGAUAUUGUCAUGUUCCUUAUGUGACGACAGAUUCCAUAAAACGUGCGGAGACAGGAACGGUGCAAAAAUAGAGUCUGAUGAUCUAGCUUUAUGUGGAAAGACAUGUCAUGAGAUUUAUGAGGCUCUUCAGGCCAUACUUGGAGUAAAAAUUGAAGUCGGUGAAGGAUUUUCCGUCAGACUUCUCAAGCACGUUGAUGCGAGCGAGGAUCUUGAAACUGAUGCCAUAAAGAUCAAAUGCAAUAGCAAACUGGCUGUUGCACUUUCGGUUAUGAAGGAAUGUUUCCUUCCGGUUAUUGACCGCAGAACUAGAGUUGACAUGAUCCCUAAUUUGGUAUACAACUGCGGGUCAAACUACAAACCACUGAAUCAUGGUGGUUUCUUCACUGCAGUCAUGGAGAAGGAUGAUGAAGUGAUAUCCGUAGCAUCGAUAAGGGUUCAUGGGAAGAAGCUUGCAGAAAUGCCUUUUAUCGGCACACGUAAAAUCUAUAGGCGGCAAGGAAUGUGUCGCCGCCUACUAAAUUGGGUUCAAUACCCUAAUAAAGUUGUAACAAAGACUGAAAUUCCAGGUUCUCUCUUUUCUUGGUGUCGAGGAGCUGAACAUGAAAUCCAUGAGCAUCGUAGUCCUUCCAGGAACUUAUAUGCUUCAGAAACAUAUUCCCCCAAAACCAGUCCACCAAUAGGAAGCUUGGAAGAGUUACAGGAAAGCUUUGUAAAGCUGUACAAGUUACUUUAUUUCAAGUGGAGACUACACAAUCCAUUCAUGACGGUAAAUAACUGUAUUUUUAUAGAUUUUACCGGUUAUAAAUGAAUCUUUUUAUAAGUUUGAC